GUAGCCUUUGUUUGUACUUUUUAUGAUAAAGUAAUUCAGCAACAACACCGGUCUCAAAUUUAACAUCCUUUCGCGAAUCGGAGUAAAAAUGUUUUCAAGGAUAAAUCGUUUAUAUUCUGUUUCAAACAAGACCUUGCUUCAGAGGUUUAAAAGCACACUGGUGAUUGCCGAACACAACAAUGAGGCUUUGACCCCAGUAACAUUAAACACGGUGACUGCUGCAAGUCAGAUAGGAGAUGUCACAUGUUUGGUAGCAGGGGAGAACUGCGGAAAGGUUGCUGAAGAGCUGAGUAAAGUCGCUGGUGUUACGAAAGUCUUGGUGGCUGACAGUGCUGCAUAUAAAGGUUUCCUUGCAGAGUCGCUGACACCACUUGUUCUGGCCGUACAGAAACAGUUUAACUUUGAGUACCUUUUUGCACCAGCCAGUGCAGUAGGAAAGAGUUUGAUGCCAAGAGUGGCUGCCAAGCUUGAUGUUUCCCCUAUAUCAGAAAUCACCGGAGUUAAGGGGGAGGACACUUUUGUCAGGACCAUAUAUGCCGGAAAUGCUAUUCAGACUUUGAAGACGAGUGAUGCAAUAAAGGUAUUGACUGUAAGAGGCACAGCAUUUGAGGCUGCUCAGACAUCAGGUGGAUCAGGGACCAUAGAGCAGGCCCCAUCAGUAGAGGAAAAGAAUAACAAGACAAAGUUCAUCAAUCAGGAGAUCCACAAAAGUGACCGGCCAGACCUCGCCAGCGCCAGGAUUGUCAUCUCCGGGGGUCGUGGGAUGAAGAACGGUGAGAACUUCGGUAUGUUGUAUGAGCUAGCUGACAAGAUGCACGCAGCUGUUGGAGCCUCGAGGGCUGCGGUGGAUGCAGGGUUUGUACCCAAUGACAUGCAGAUCGGACAGACCGGCAAAAUUGUGGCUCCAGACCUGUACAUUGCUGUAGGCAUCUCCGGAGCCAUCCAGCAUCUGGCAGGCAUGAAGGACAGCAAGGUGAUUGUCGCCAUCAACAAAGACCCAGAGGCCCCUAUCUUCCAGGUUUCUGACUACGGUCUUGUUCAAGAUCUCUUUAAGGCCAUACCCGAGAUGUCAGAACAAGUGUAACUUCCAUUGAAAUAUGAACAAAAGUGAUAUUUGGCAAUGAGGCGCUAGUU
Molecule: messenger RNA, 1134 nt
Organism: Mya arenaria
Lineage: Eukaryota; Metazoa; Mollusca; Bivalvia; Myida; Myidae
Product: electron transfer flavoprotein subunit alpha, mitochondrial-like
Exons: 10
Coding region: 89-1084 (331 amino acids)
Cellular component (GO): mitochondrion
Molecular function (GO): electron transfer activity; flavin adenine dinucleotide binding
Source: RefSeq, a predicted model, not a curated record